This is a messenger RNA of Eutrema salsugineum, 123 nucleotides long. RefSeq lists its product as uncharacterized. Lineage: Eukaryota; Viridiplantae; Streptophyta; Magnoliopsida; Brassicales; Brassicaceae. The record is from RefSeq and is a predicted model, not a curated record.
AUGAAAGGCAAAAAAAUUGGUGUCAACGUGAGACACACUAGAAAAGAAGUGUAUCAGCAAGUGAGGAAUAGACGUGCAUUCAUGUGUUUGGUCUGCGCCUCCCUUAGCAUUCUAAUUAUUUAA